Messenger RNA from Salpingoeca rosetta, 635 nucleotides. RefSeq lists its product as uncharacterized. Lineage: Eukaryota; Choanoflagellata; Craspedida; Salpingoecidae. The record is from RefSeq and is a predicted model, not a curated record. Gene Ontology annotation, molecular function: ferrous iron binding; ATPase activator activity. The transcript is spliced from 3 exons. Bases 48 to 635 code for a protein of 195 amino acids. Gene Ontology annotation, biological process: positive regulation of ATP-dependent activity.
CCCCUAGCACGAGCCUGCACGACGAACGGACAGAACAACAACAAGCGAUGGCGGAGCGCACGCUGUACGACGUGCUUGGGGUUGAGCGGACAGCGGAUGCAGGGACACUGAAGAAGCAGUUCCACGCACUGUCGCGGAAGCAUCACCCAGACAAGCGGCAGGCCAACGGCCGUGUGGACAAGGGUGGCCGGGAUCACGAGGAUUCCGGUCGGGAUGACGGUGGCAGCGGUCGUCAUGGUGACAAUGAAGGCGUGGACGAUGAUGACGAUGCGUUCAUCGAAGUGAUGAAGGCAUGGACGAUUCUGUCCAAACCAGAUGCCAGAUCCCGCUACGACGCAGCUCUCGCCCAGGAAGAGACGAAACAAGACCUGCCCUUUCAUGACGAAGUGGCGCUGGAAGACAUGACGCUCGAUGAAGAUGACGAGGUUCACUAUGCGGAGUGCCGGUGUGGCGGAGAGUAUGUGUUGGAGCAAGAUCAGAUCACAACAAGUGUGCGGGGCACCACAUGGAUCAUCCCUUGCUCCACAUGCACGCUUGCACUGAAGGUGGUCCGUGAGCACUGCGCGACGCCGCCUCCAGUACAACAACAACAACAACAGCAGCAGCAGCAGCAGCAGCAGCAGCAGCAGCCGUAA